Molecule: messenger RNA, 445 nt
Organism: Babjeviella inositovora NRRL Y-12698
Lineage: Eukaryota; Fungi; Ascomycota; Pichiomycetes; Serinales
Exons: 1
Coding region: 154-414 (86 amino acids)
Source: RefSeq, a predicted model, not a curated record
GUUUUUUUUCGCGGCACAACCGUUGGUAUGUGAGUUAUAGAGAUGAGUAUGGUUUUACUCUGGUUACCCCCCUGUUCUAUGUGACUAGGUUUAAUUCGUAUUUUGGCGGUAUCGACGAAAGGAUUUAUUGUAAGUGGUGUGUGAAUUGAUAUUAUGGUAUUUCCACAUAACUAUUGUCUAAGGAAACUGAUUGGUUAUAACUCGGGUCACGGCUCAAACUGUGAAACUCUCCUCCGACCCGUGGAAAAGAUCCAUACGGAUACAAUUUAUUAUAAUGUAUUCAAGUACGUGCCUUCUGAAAACUCUCAUGGUCAUAUAUACGUCACAAAAGAAUUACCGAUAAUUGCACGUUGCAUUGCCCAUACUAGGAGAUUACACUGGGUAAUAGCUAUAGCAGAAAUACUACGCAUAUGACUGACCUAGAGUGCCGGAGCUUCUGGGGGUG